UGGAAAAGUAUUGAAGCCAACCAGCACAAGCUUUAGAUUUCCUUCUCGCCUUCAUCUUUAUUUCCUUCUCACCUUCACACCACUUGGGAUAUUCCAUCAGCUCACGCUCACCACACUCGCACUCUUUCUUGCUCUGUUCCUGUUCGCAAGCUCAUCACUUUUAACGGUCGCUGGUGCUCCUCGAGGAAGUUAAUGUCACCACCUCUCGAGCAUGAUUACAUAGGCCUGUCGGAGCUCCCCUUCUCUGCUGCAGCCGCUGCCGGCGCAGCCGAGGAUGGGGCGCUUAACCUGAAGGAGACGGAGCUGCGGCUGGGCCUCCCCGGAUCGGAGUCCCCCGACCGGAAGGAGAAGGUGGGCCUCACUCUGGGGCUCCUUCCCAAGGUGUUCGGCUCCGGUGCCAAGCGCGGGUUCUCCGACGCCAUCGACGGGGCCGGGAAGUGGGAACUCACCUCCGGGGGAUGUGGAUCCGAGGUGGAAGGCGGGAAAGGUGGCGCCUUGUUCUCGCCGAGGGGGGAGGACGGCGGCGGGCAGCUGUCCGGGCACGGGAACGCUGGCAAAGAUGUGGCGCCGAAGGCAGACGGGCAGGAGAGGAAGGCCGCUGGACAGGUUGGGAACUCCGCUGGGAAUGAUCGCGGCGUGGCGCCUGCUGCCAAGGCACAGGUGGUAGGUUGGCCACCAAUCCGUAGCUACCGUAAAAACACGAUGGCUACAAACCCAUCAAAGGACAAAGAAGAUGCUGAUGAAAAACAAGGUCCAGGAUGUCUUUACGUUAAGGUCAGCAUGGAUGGAGCACCGUACCUCCGGAAAGUCGACCUAAAAGCAUACAACAACUAUAAGGAGCUCUCCUCGGCACUCGAGAAGAUGUUUAGCUGCUUCACCAUCGGUCAGUGUGGUUCUCAUGGAAUACCAGGCCGAGAUGGAUUAUCUGAGAGCAGGUUGACGGAUCUUCUGAAUGGAUCUGAAUAUGUGCUCACUUAUGAAGACAAGGAUGGUGACUGGAUGCUUGUCGGCGAUGUACCAUGGGAGAUGUUCACCAACUCCUGCAAGAGGAUGAGGAUUAUGAAGGGUUCAGAUGCAAUUGGACUUGCUCCAAGGGCCAUGGAGAAAUGCAAGAACCGAAUUAGGAUCAGCUUCUGACCCUUAACUGAAAUCAGAAGAGCCCUCCUUGAGACUGAAAGGGUUAACAAGAUCACUUGGCUACUCUCUUACAUCUACCAUGUGCCAUGGCUUUCUGCUUUAUAUGGACUAAGACUUCGUGCUAGCUUUCUAAGAUUCCCUAGGGACAUAAGCUCUGUAGUUUGUAAGAUUGUGUAUUCAGUACUUGCGCAUGUCUCGUUAUCACUGUCUGUCUAAACAUUUGGCUUGCUGUCUGCAACUGUUAUAGUUGAAGUUCCCUAUUUGAAAUUGUAGUUCACAAGGCCCUAUUGUCUCUUGUCGUAAUCCUAACAAUCGAAGUCAAAGUUACCCAACCACGGCCACCUCUGGUCGGAACAAAACUAUCAAAAGGCAGCUUUUUUUUGUGUACUUGUUCCCAAAUCAAUGUCAGUGAAUGAAUUGGA
Molecule: messenger RNA, 1559 nt
Organism: Musa acuminata subsp. malaccensis (wild Malaysian banana)
Lineage: Eukaryota; Viridiplantae; Streptophyta; Magnoliopsida; Zingiberales; Musaceae
Gene: IAA9
Product: auxin-responsive protein IAA17
Biological process (GO): regulation of DNA-templated transcription
Cellular component (GO): nucleus
Molecular function (GO): protein binding
Source: RefSeq, a predicted model, not a curated record